CAGGUUUGCAUUGUCCAGAAGAGAGAUACAAAGAAAAUGUAUGCUAUGAAAUACAUGAACAAACAAAAAUGCAUUGAACGUGAUGAAGUGCGCAACGUUUUCAGAGAACUGCAGAUCAUGCAACGACUUGAGCACCCUUUCCUUGUGAAUCUAUGGUAUUCAUUCCAAGAUGAGGAAGACAUGUUUAUGGUGGUAGAUCUUUUGCUCGGUGGAGAUUUACGCUAUCAUUUACAGCAAAAUGUGCAUUUCAAUGAAGAAGCUGUGAAACUCUAUGUCUGUGAAUUAGCAUUAGCCUUGGACUACCUGCAGAGCUACAAUAUCAUCCACAGGGAUAUCAAGCCUGACAAUAUCCUUCUUGAUGAACAUGGGCAUGUUCACAUCACUGAUUUCAACAUAGCAACAGUGGUGAAGGACUCUGAAAAAGCCACAUCAAUGGCUGGGACCAAGCCAUACAUGGCUCCAGAGCUUUUUCAGACAUUUUUGGAAGGAGGUCCUGGCUAUUCAUAUCCCGUUGACUGGUGGUCACUGGGCAUUACCUCUUAUGAACUAUUAAGGGGCUGGAGACCAUAUGACAUUCACUCCAAUACGCCAGUUGAAGAAAUACUUCUCAUGAUUAAUACUGAGAAAGUGCACUGCUCCUCCACGUGGUCCAAAGGCCUGGUGACAUUAGUAAAAAAGCUGCUUGUGAAGGAGCCCGAAUGUCGCCCAUCAAGUCUGAAAGACAUUCAGAAUUCUCCGUACCUAGCAGAUGUGAACUGGGAUGCAGUUCUGGAGAAGAAUCUCCCUCCUGCUUUUGUUCCAAAUAAAGGGAGAUUGAAUUGCGAUCCAACCUUUGAACUAGAAGAAAUGAUACUGGAAUCCAAACCACUUCACAAGAAAAAGAAAAGACUAGCUAAGAAUAAAUCUAAAGAUUCUGGGAAAGAAAGUUCCCCAUUGAACGGACAUCUGCAGCAGUGCCUGGAAACAGUCCACAAUGAUUUUACCAUUUUCAACAGAGAAAAGUUCAGAAAAUCUCGGGCGGAGGAUGGACAAACAUCCAAGAUGGAAAAUGAAACUUGCAGUCAGAUGCAUGAAAAGACACAGGAUGGUCAGAACAACAAUGUGCUUGAACCUUUCUACACUACAGUUCCUAGCUAGUCUACCAGAACCAAUCUGACCCUUCUGAGAACUUUAAUACUCUUUGCUUUACAAUGACAUUAUUUCUGUGCAUGCCUUGUAGUUUAAAUCACCUCUCCCAUUGGAAAACAGCUCGGGUGACUAGCUUCCCAGCAGAAAAAAUUGAGCUUUUCCUAGGCUGGAGUGGAAAGGGAUAUGUUGGCUGGCAGAGGACAAUCAUCUUACAGAGAGAAAAGACAAAUAUAUACCUUGAACUACUUUGAAGU
This is a messenger RNA of Hemiscyllium ocellatum (epaulette shark), 1382 nucleotides long. Its product is annotated as serine/threonine-protein kinase 32B-like. The coding region runs from base 37 to 1137 and encodes 366 amino acids. Lineage: Eukaryota; Metazoa; Chordata; Chondrichthyes; Orectolobiformes; Hemiscylliidae. Gene Ontology annotation, biological process: regulation of signal transduction; G protein-coupled receptor signaling pathway; protein phosphorylation. The record is from RefSeq and is a predicted model, not a curated record. Gene Ontology annotation, molecular function: ATP binding; G protein-coupled receptor kinase activity; G protein-coupled receptor binding. The transcript is spliced from 10 exons.